AUGGUCCAUUAUGGUAAACAUAUUAUUGAUCAGCAAACUGGUUUAUGCGAAAUAUGUGAUCGUGGUGCCAUACAUCGAUUUCGACAAUCAAAACAUGGUAAACAAUUUUUAUAUUCAAAUCAAAAUGGAAAAUUUACUUAUCGUCCUAAUGAUGAUGAAAUACAUUAUAAAGAUGAAACAACACCACGUUAUGUUCGUAAACCUCUUUAUCCUGAACCACCACCACCGCGACCACGUCCGGUAGUACAUGAACAACCAGUAGUUACACAAAGAAAAAUUCCUCGACGUGAUCGUUCACCAUUGGAUGAUAUCCAUCAGCAUCCUAGAGCUCAUCUAUCAACACUUUAUCAUGUUGAUAAUAGAGGUCAUAUGGCUCCUCGACAUCAUGAUCAACCAGAUGAACCACGUCAACGUUAUCUUGUUCAAGAUUAUCGUUCGUCACCGACAAAACCCGUACAUGUUGAACAUCGACGUGCACAAACACCACCACCACCAGCAAGUGAUACUUGGCGUUCACCACCAAAACGACAAAAUAAUUCCGAUACACGAAUUAUUGAACGACAACAUAGAGAAAAACCAAAUGAUACUUAUUAUUAUCAAUCACCAAGAAAAGCUGAGAUGUAUUAUGUUGAAGCACCUCAUAGUAAGAUUCAUGUUUCAACAUUACGUCCUUCAGUUCAUCCAUCAAAUAUUAAUAAUACUCCAUCACCUCGAAUUAUUCAUCAAGGAGAUCCAAAUAGAAAACAUCAUCUUGAACCUAUUCAACGAAUGCAUUAUGGUGAAAUUGAACCAACUUCUACAAGAAGAUCGAAUAAAAAUUUAUCACCAAGAAAUUAUGAACCUCAACAAGAAGAAUACAUUUCAAAUAGUAAUCAUCAACGACCUGUACGAAAAAUUGAAAAAAUUUAUCCAACACCAAGACAAUAUGAAUCGGAACCACAAUUAACAAAUAGAUAUAUGCAAAAUACUAUAUCAAAUAAAAAUCCAUCUGUUUAUUAUAUUCAACCUGGUAGUAAAUAUUAA
Messenger RNA from Rotaria sordida, 1023 nucleotides. NCBI's taxonomy places the organism in Eukaryota, Metazoa, Rotifera, Eurotatoria, Philodinida, Philodinidae. The record is from the annotation of a GenBank genome assembly.